GAAGGUACAUACUACUGGAUUAGUGAGGUACAACCUUACACAUUAGGAUAUAGCAACUCUAAGUUUAGCCAUAUGUGUGGCUAGUCAAUGACCUUGUAUUAGCCAAUGGAGAGAGAGAGAGAUAACGCGGAAAGGGUGGUGAACUGUUAAUAAUGUAGAUAAGUUAGCCACAGAUAAGUUGCUUGGGGAGGGUUGUGAUAGAGAGACAUUUAGUGCUUAGCUGGUGCAAGUAAGUGUCCAGUUUUGGAAAACGAGUUGGCCUGCAAGAUGGGUGUACAAGCACUACGUCUCACUUGCGCCGUUCUGCUGUUGAUAUGUUGGACAUCAGAUCCCGUUAAUUGUCAGUCAGUGAAAAUAGAAGGGGUCUCCACUAACUUCUUUACCAUCUCCUGGCCACGAGUUCUUCAAUGGUUUGGCGUAGAGAGUUUCACCAUUACCACCCAACCUGAAGAUUCUCACUCUUGUCAACAGACAAUACCCUGCAAAAAUGAUACCUGCGUCUACAACAGCAGAGGAUGUAGCAGUAUCUUCCCAUGUACCAACACCAGUAUUGUUGUGACCGGCGACAAUUACUCUGCUCCUCAGCUCAGUCUUAUUACAGCUCCACCGAUGGUAGAAAGCAUAACCGUAGAGAUUUAUGGUGCUAACCUAACCAUCACUUGGAACAACUCUGCCGCUGAAGCCUCCAAUUGCUUAGAGGAAACUGACUUUGAGGUGCAUUUGUCCGAGGAUAUCAUCUUCAUGCAUACCAAUAUCUCUCAGAACACUUACUGGAAGUCACUGUGUGGGGUAACCGAUGGAUUUGUGGUGAUGCAGAAUAAUGGUGGUGAUGGUAGUAGCCGAACCACUGGUAAACUUAUACAUUACCAUUACCCUGAUGUCAUCCCUCUGGUAGCCUCUCUGAACACAACCUCCAAGUGCACCGAGGUGAGUGUAACGUGGGUGUACAAUGAUGUGUGUCCAGAUGUUGCCUAUAUCACCGUAUAUAUAGAACGUGGAGAAUAUUACUCCACAAAAAACACCAGCAUCACUUCUUACGUGUUCCAAGGGUUGCUGAUUGGCACACACUACGAAGUUUGCGUCAAGGCCAUGGCCGCCGACCUCAGCACCUUGGGAAGUCAUGUUUGUGAAUACAUCAGUACCGCGUCGGAUGUUGUGGCAGACUUGACGUUGGAGGCUCUGGGUUCGACAGAGUUAAGCGCCAAUUGGUUACCUCCCAUAUGUCCAGCAGGAAUUGGUCUCUACUAUGAGGUUCAGGUUGAGGACGAGACGUUUUUUGAUUACCAUUAUGAUGAAAAUAUGCAAGAAACUAACCAUACAUGGAGUGAUUUAAGGUAUGGUAACACGUAUAGUGUGUGUGUUACGGCUCGAUAUAAAGAAACUAAAGGCGAGGAGCUCUGCAAAAAAGGCAACACAUUACUAAGUCGACCGUACUUAGUGAAGGUGGAGGAAAUCAGCUAUACCAAACUUCUGGUCACUUGGGAUUUCGACACCUAUCAAGGUGACAAUUCGUAUGAUUUUAAGUUCAAUGUGACGUGGGGUGACUCCCUUGAGAACUCCGCCAUCACUCAAUAUUAUCAGUAUUCCAUUAGAGGGUACAACGUGAGCCGGGAGAACCGUAGAGUGUGCGUAAGGGCCACCCAACAUGACGACUUUUUCAGCCAAAACGGAUGUCUGGGAGACCCUUACGUCCCAACCACCCAAGCCCCUUACCCAGUUAUUGAUGGUAUGUCGGCGGGGUUGAUAGCAUUCAUCGUCAUCGGUUGCCUCGCUGCAGUUUUUGCCAUCAUAAGCAUCGGUAGCAUCGCCGCAAUACGUAUGAAGAGGAGAAAUAUAUCCAAUAGUUCUCUCACACAUCAGAACAACUUGGGUAUUCAACAUUAAAUGAGUUAAGGUUUUUGGGCUUGUUACAGAUAACUUGUAGAGAUAGAUAGAUAGGAAGAGAGUGUAUGUGUGUGUAAUCAUGCACACUUAAAAAACGAACCCCGUCAAAAGAUGAUGAUGAUUAAAAUUCUGGGCAUAAGUGAAUAAUGCACCUGAUGCACAGUCUAAGGGGGAGGGGGGAAGGGUGAUGUUAUACCACCCCAGGCGCCUGCGAUUUGGAUUUUCGAUUGGACCAGAUAGCUUUCAGAUAGCCAGAAAGAGGCAUAAAAAUACAAAAUUUGUGUAACAAUCAUUUAUAUAGUGAGGGAUACAUGUAAAGUACUGCAUUUUUAAAUUCCCAUACUGUAUAAUUAUACUUAGGCCACAUAAAGUUGGUGAAAAAAAAAACUGUCUCAUAAUUAUAUAAAAGCAACUGUGAUAAGCUUGUUGAGAGUUGUUGGUGCCAUUUUUUUUUUAAUAGUCCAAAAAAAUAUGCCUGAUUUUUUUUUUUUUUUUUUAGUUUGUACAGCUGUUAAGGGACACACCAACAAUAUUUCUGAGUUAAAAAUUGAGAUAGGAGUUGACCUUUAAGUAUUCACUCACCAUUUCUUGGUGUGCCUAUACUGCAUUGCUGUGUAAGAUUACUCUUUCUGCUCUCCAACCAUCACACAUUCUUCUAUCCACACCUAUUUUCAAUCUACUAUCCAGAGAAGUUCAGCAAGUUAUUGUCCUGUAAUUCAUAAUGUUGAGAAACUCAAAAACCCUUACACAUGCACUAUUUAAAUGUACUAGUACAUGUAAUCCACUAACUAUGAAAUAUAUUAAAAUACAAAAUCUAUAGCUACAAAUUAUCCUUCACUACCAAGGAUGAUGGUGUGUGUGUGUGUGUGUGUGUGUGUGCAAUCUCUUCUAGACACGCAUAACAAAACCCACAACAACCCCCCCCCCUUGUUAAUUUGAGCAUAACUUUCAAUGUUCACUCCAUAUUAGCUGCCUUCACUGUUGUUUUCUCUCUCACCACACCUUCCUAAUAUUUUGCUGUCAACCACACUUUCCUUAUAUGUACAGUAAACUCUCGGUAACUCGGAAUUUCAUAUUAGUCGGCAUGGAUGUGAUCUCGGAAUGUAUUAUAGUAGUGUGCAGUAUAACUCGGGAAAUACAGAGAUAUAUAAAUUAUCUGGGAAAACCUCGGCAUAUCUGGCCACCUGCAUCACCUACCAUGCCUCUGUGUCACCUACCAAGCAUCUGUCACCUACUAUGAUGCUUCAUUCUUUAGUAAUUACAUUGUAAUUUUUUAUUGUUGUAGGAGGAGAAGUGCCUCGAUAAUUCGAAAUUUGGGAUGACUCAGCAAGGCCAGAGCCCCACAUGUGCCGAGUUCUCGAGGAUUUACUGUACAAUAUUUCACUAUUUCCUCAACUAGUUUCUACAUAACAAUUUACAUCACUUAAUACUUUUUCAUCAUAGUACAAGCACAGUAAUCCCAAAUAACACAUUCUAAAUAAAUUAUUCUACAAAUCUCU
This is a messenger RNA of Homarus americanus (American lobster), 3383 nucleotides long. RefSeq lists its product as uncharacterized. The record is from RefSeq and is a predicted model, not a curated record. The transcript is spliced from 9 exons. Bases 268 to 1884 code for a protein of 538 amino acids. NCBI's taxonomy places the organism in Eukaryota, Metazoa, Arthropoda, Malacostraca, Decapoda, Nephropidae. Gene Ontology annotation, molecular function: protein binding.